AUGAAUGAUGCUGGAACCAGGGAUGUGGGUAUAGAGACGAGGGGCGGGAAAGCAGAGGAGAGAGGAGAGCCCAUGGCACCGCGGCUAGCCGCAACGGGGGAUGACUUGUCCGCAAUCUCCCCCGCGAGGCGAGUCUUGCUUGAUAUCCUUCCGCGUUGGUGGAUAGCUGAUUACCCUAUCCAUGGCAACGGCGAAGGGCGCAAUAGGCGAGAAGGAAACAAAGAGUGCUACGCAAACCUGCCCGUGUCUGAGACGCAUGUGGCCUUCGAGGGGGUCGAGUCAUACGCGGUCACCCCCGCGAGGCGAGUCCCACCAACCAUAACCCCUGUGAGCAGUGCUGAUGCAUUUGUGCUCGAAGCGAGCCCGGACGAAAAGACCCUGUUCACACGCCUCACAAACCCAUUCAUGACAGAGAGGGUCCAGAAAAUCGUCGAACUUGUCGAGAUUGGGCUGGAUGUGUCCACAACAGAAAGGGAGACCGCCCGUGCACUGGUUAAGGAGUACACGGACAUCUUUGCGCUGGCGGUCAGCGAAGUGAAAGCAGUGCCCGGUCGGAAAUACUCCCCGAAAAUCCCCAAAGGCCAUGACUUUGGCACCAAGACCGUGAAUCAGCGCCCAAUGUCGCCGCCACAACUUGCGUUCCUUACGAAGCAAGUCGACGAAUUAGUUGCUGCUGGCAUCCUCAGACGCAUUGAUGCCAAGGACGUUCGUUAA
Molecule: messenger RNA, 714 nt
Organism: Mycena citricolor
Lineage: Eukaryota; Fungi; Basidiomycota; Agaricomycetes; Agaricales; Mycenaceae
Source: the annotation of a GenBank genome assembly